GGUUUUGAUCAUUCCUUAUUCGGAAUAACUCCGUAUCGGACAAACAGCAAUGUCUACAUCCCUCAUCAUUUUGUCGUUGGCAGUUGUCACGGUCGCCGCUGGAAAACUUGUGAACUACUGUGAUGUUGAAAAACAGUUUUACGUUAAACAGUGGGGGCAGUGCAAGGCUUGCGAUAGAUGUCCAAGGGGCUACGGACUGAAUUCAAAAAGAGAUGUACGACUGGAUCCAGUUCACGGAGCGCUCCAUUGCAGAGGUUGUGUGAAAUGUGUCCCCGGUGAAACCUUUAAUUCUGAGAUAGGAUAUGGGGAAUGUCUCAGCUGUACAAACUGUACUGCUCACCGAAAAACUGUUAUUACAGAGUGUACAAUAGAAACUGACACAGUCUGCAGCAAGGCUGCAAUACAGGAGAACGGACAAAUACAGUCGCCCCAGAAUAAGCGGAAGUCGGUUUCUCAGGAUCAAACUAACUCAGAUUCAAAAUCAGACUCCGAAGUUAAUAUCGGCAAACAGGACCAAGAAAAUACAGAUUUGAAUCCAUUGCUGACAUGGUCUGGUAUUUCGGCAAUAGCAAUGUUUGUUCCUCUCUCAGUUGUUAUGUUUUUCAGAAAAAAUAGAGAAAAACUUAAUUGCUGGAAAAAAGACCUAGAAAUUUCUAUAGAUGUCCAAGAGCAAGAAAGCUUAAAGAAAAAAGAUAACCAUGAUGUCCCUGUGACCCUUGAACCUGUCGAGGAAUCUGCUUCUUUGAGCACCGUGAAAUCAAAAGUAGAUUGCACAGAAGAAACCUCUCAGUGUUUUGUACGACAGUCAGUCGUGUCUGAGGAUAUGCCACCAUUAGAGAGCGACUUUUAUUACAGUUUGAGCAAUGAAGUUCCUACAUAUAAAGAGCAACAUGAAAUAUCAGAUGAAGUUCAGAUGAAGUUCUCAAAGACGAGAGUCAAACGAUUUAAUGGAAUUCCUACAAAGAAUUACAAGAUAUCUGUGGCAACAAUUCUUGUAACAAUCAUUAAGGAUUGUGAAAUCCAGAGGACCAAGGAAGAACAGAGAAAAAAAGAAUCCCAUAAAGGCAGCUUGUUGAAAUAUUACCUACCUAAGGUUAUACUGGUUGAUUCGGCGUGA
Saccostrea echinata is the source of this 1117-nucleotide messenger RNA. RefSeq lists its product as uncharacterized. The transcript is spliced from 8 exons. Lineage: Eukaryota; Metazoa; Mollusca; Bivalvia; Ostreida; Ostreidae. Gene Ontology annotation, molecular function: protein binding. Bases 50 to 1117 code for a protein of 355 amino acids. The record is from RefSeq and is a predicted model, not a curated record.